This is a messenger RNA of Hippocampus zosterae (dwarf seahorse), 1978 nucleotides long. It is a transcript of the gene nrip2, whose product is annotated as nuclear receptor interacting protein 2. Lineage: Eukaryota; Metazoa; Chordata; Actinopteri; Syngnathiformes; Syngnathidae. The record is from RefSeq and is a predicted model, not a curated record. The coding region runs from base 486 to 1181 and encodes 231 amino acids. The transcript has 6 exons.
AUUUCCACACCGGAUUGAAGUCAUUCUUGACAAAUGCAUCUUAGCGUCACCGCGGGCAUUUCGUUCAGUAUUUACUGGUGCGAAAGGGACCCUGGUGUGACAUGUUUGAAACAAUCGUUGCUGCAUGAGUGAUCAGCUCAGGCGGCGUGGGUCACACCUCCACAGCGGGACCGCGAGGGCUGAUCACCAAGCAUCCACCAAAGCGCCAGAUACAAGUGAGCAAACAUUCGCUCUUCACUGGCGUCUGACAAGAGGAAGAGGGGGGGGGGAGGGGUGUCGAGGGAAGAGAGGAAGCAAGCGGGCGAGGGAGGAGAAUCCACUCGGAAGGAGGCUAAACACGCAGGAGGAUGCUCGACCAAACCAGACCGUCAUCCGGGAGCAAAACGAGAAAUCAACGCUUUUCUCCUUGAAGAGCCACAUUCCUACGCCUCUGGUGUCCAUUUUUUUUUUUACAGAGAGGGGGAGGAUUCCAGUUUUUAAAGACCAUGAGCCAGGCCAAAAAAGGUGAGCUGGCCAUCCGAGAUAAAGCCAUCCUGCAUCAGCAGCGCCGUCUCAAGCAGGCCACUCAGUUCACGCACAAGGACUCGGCUGACCUGCUGCCCCUGGACGGUCUAAAGAGACUGGGGACAUCUAAAGACCUGCAACCCCACAGUGUCGUGCAGCGCCGUCUCCUGGAGGGCAACAUCCCGCGGCUUCGGGGCGAGGCCCGAGACCCCGCCGCCCACGUUCGCUCGCCGCUGGCCGACAAUGGCGGCAAGGACGGGCCGGCGGACGGCGACGAUGAGAGCGCCGAUGACGCCUCGGCCGAGGAGAGCGACAAGAGCCUCACAGCUCUGCGGGUUCACUGCAAGUGCUGCGAAAGUGAAGUGAAGGUUUCUUUCAACACCAACAGCGUGCACAACCACAUCUCUGCAUCCUGCUGCAAACGGCUCGGCCUCUCGGCGACAAGCCGGGACCCAAGCGGCUCAGUGAGCGGCCUCAGGCUUCAGCUGGGCUCGAGGACCAUCCGGUGCUCUGCUUUGCUCCAAGAGGACGACGCGUGCGAGCUGAGCCUCGGCCUGCACACGCUGCUCCAAUUCAAGUGCUGCCUGGACCUGAACCGCCAGGUCUUGACGCUAGGGGGCGGUGCUGAGGAGCUUCCCUUCCUGAGUGGUGACAAAGCCGACGGCUCCGAGGCGUAAGCGCCGAUUCACGUUUCGACUUGAAAAGGUCGAGGAAAUUCAAAUUCCGAAUUUCACCGGAAUUCCAACGGGUUCAAAAUGGCGGUUCAAACAUAUUUCGAAAGAUUCCGUUCGGGCUUUCUUAUUGUGACACUCCAAACAUUCCCAGUUGGCCUUAGUUUUCCCUGGAAAAAAUUUUCCAAGUUGAGCAACAUUUUCAAUUAAUUCACAGGCACUUUCUCCAGAAAUGAGUUUGUUUUAUACGAUCGCGCGGUCUCACGCUCUGUGCGCAGCUAGCUGGGCUUUGCCAAUUGCUCCCAAUGAAAAAUAGCCCGUCGCACGCUUAUCUCCGAGUCACAUUCUGAAAAAUGAAAAAAAUGUCUAUGUGCAUGACGUUGUGGCGUUCCCCCCCCGCGUGUCUGUGAACCCGUCUGAUGGGCGUGUGUGUGUUCACACAGAAAAAUAAAGAAAUAAAAAAGCCGAGAGGGUACAAGCUGCCUUCCCACACUGCCUUUGUCACAUCUUUAAAAAGCUUUGCAUCUUUUUGGGAUCAUUUAGUGCAAUUUUUGCACUCGUCACACCUCGCCAUUUGCCUCUUUGAUAUUUUUCUUCAAGGUAGAGCCGACUUGCCCCCCUGCCUUUCUUCCAUUCGAAAAAUAGAAAUUUUUUGGUUAUUUUGGGUUGUCGUUUUGUUGGACGUUCCGCCUUUCGCGCCCCGUCAACCAGUGGCGAUGUUUAUUUUGGGUGUUUCUCGCUGCUCUUCUUCUGUAUCACAGUAUUUUCUCUGGCUGACAAAUAAAAGAUAUGUAUUCUGGCUA